GCUAGAGUAGUAGUGGAGAAAGAGAGAUGGUUGGCGGAGGCCAGGGAGACUUACCUGUGGCGCCAUAGCUCCAGCUUCGUCUUCGAUGUACCUGCAACAAGGCGCCACCUUCACAGAGGGGGUAGGAAAACAGAAUGUGUCAAAUGAGUUGCCGGGCAGGGGACGCUUCCUCGUCUUAGGUCAUUGCGGGAAAGCACCAUCACGUCUUCAGUCUCGUCCAGCGCUCGGCAGUGCGUUCAAAGAUGUUGACUUUUCUGAAAUCUCCUGGCUCAGCCAGAUGGCGACCGAGUGGCUCCGCAGACACCACAGGCGCCCUCGGUAAGGUCUCCAUUUCAAAGCUCGAUCGUCCGGAGUUGGCGCAGUCGCCAAGUGUCAGAUCAGAGCAUGGAGGAAUAUCUACUAGAUCAGCUGGCCCGGCAACAGAGGUAUUCUCCAGAGGCAAUGGCAGGUCUGAUUCAGGCCCCAUAACAGAGACAUUUUUCAGAGGGGAUAGACCAUCCUCCGGCCCGGUGACAGAGAAUUUUUCUAAAGGUGACAGAUCGGUCGUUCCAGCAACGGACAUGUUUUCUAGAGGCGACAAGUCCGCGGGUCCUUCGACGGAGACAUUUUAUAGAGGCGACAGGUCAGCGGGUCCUUCGACGGAGACGUUUUCUAGAGGNGACAGGUCAGCGGGUCCUUCGACGGAGACGUUUUCUAGAGGCGACAGGUCAGCGGGUCCUUCGACGGAGAUGUUUUCUAGAGGCGACAGGUCGGCGGGUCCAGCAACGGAGACAUUUUCCAGAGGUGACAGGUCAGCAGGUCCAGCGACGGAGACAUUCUCAAGAGGUGACAGGUCGUCCGGCCCUUCAACAGAGACAUUUUCUAGAGGCGGAAGGUCUGCGUUCGCUAGUUCGCCUGGUGCCGAGGCAAGGAAUGGCAGCAGGAGUGCAGCGCCUACGCCACGAACAGAGCUGUCAAGAAUGUCCAGCUUGCAAUCAAAUGGCGGUCAGGAUGAACUGGGAAGAGGCUCAAGCCUGCGAUCAACCCCACUUAUAGACCUUUCAAGACCCCCGAACCCUCGGUCCUCGUCAGGUCCAAGCACAGAGCCCAUACGAUUGCCGAGCUCCAAGUCCCGUUAUGGCUCCGCCGUUGCCGGCAGCGAAAGGAGCGGACCAAGCCGGACGAUCAGUAUCCAAGCAUCAACAGCGAGUUCCAGAUCCGGGGACUUGCUCCGUACAAGGAGCCAUAUGUCCUCAAUCUCAACAGAAUCCAUGGAUCUGGACGCUGAAGAGCCGAUGACUCCCACCACUCGUGCAUUGCUUGCUAGGGAAGUCGCAGAACUAGCCUUGCAACAAAGGCGUGUUCCAGAAGGGAUGAGAGAUCUGCAACACAGCUUUGAGAAGGGGCAGGCUGCAGCAGGCGCAGCGUACAGCAAGAUUGCGGAUGAGCUGGGUGGACAGCAGGGAAACAAGCGGACCCAGCUGGGCACGCAGAUGCUGCAGUCAGUGACGAAGAGGCUGAGUGAGAUGUUGAAAAAUGUGGAUAAGAUUCGCGAGGAGGACGUUGCUGAAGCUUGGAGAGGCUGCGAGGCCUCGCUUGGGCAUUGGACAGCAAGAGAGAACGAGAUGCAGAAGGAGAAGACGGAAGUCAGAAAGAUGGCUGCUCUCUUCAAGCAAGCGCAUGACGAUGCCACAAGGAUGGUCGAUGAGGCCCGCCUAAUGGCGCAAGAGGAGAUAGGGUUGGCGCGAGAGAAGGUGAGGAGAGCAGAGGAAAUCACACGAGAGGUGUUGGCUUCUGGAAGCUUCGGAGGGAAAGAUCAGCAAGCCCAGAUCGAGGAACUGAAGAAGGAGCUGAUAGAAGCCAGGCGAAUCAAAAUGCUGCACCAGCCGACGAUGGUCUCACACUUAGAGCUGCAAGUAGCAGGCAUGGAGAAGGGACUAAUGGAGAAGGCUCAGGAAGUUGUCAGACUGAGGAGAGAGAUUGACGCUCUGAAGAACCCGAAGAAGCGGGAGCCGCCAUACCGCUUAGAGGGCUUGGAGUUUUUGGGCAGCACCCUGUAUAUCAUGCCAAGUGCACCGGAAGGCAAACUUCCCCACCCUUGUGAUAUCCAGUGGUAUAGAAUCCAUCCAGAUGGAAAAGUGGAAAGCAUCGUUGGAGCCACCACAGUGCGCUAUGCUCCCGAGCCAUAUGACGUGGGUGCGAAACUCCGGGUGACGCUCAAGUACGAUCGGCACAUGGAGAUUCUAGAAUCGUCGGGGCCAUUGGAUCCAUCUCCUGGUCUAGAACACUUCGUUGACGUUCUGCAGAAGUACGGAAGGGCACACUUCAAUUGCGUCGUGCUGGAGCAGAACUCGGAGUUCACAGAGAAGAGAUCUGUGCACGUCCUUGAGAUUUCCAAGGACAAAAUCAAGUUGCGUAAAGGUCGAACCACAAAGGUGAGGGACUUGUACUCCCCAACCAUGCAGCUCUCUGGUGCCACAGGUGGAGGCGAUAUGGUUUCGCAGACGGUCCUUUGGCAAACGAGAUCGAAGCGGAUACUGCUCAAACUGGAGAGCGAGAGGGAGAGAAACGCUGCCAUACAGUUAGCUAGACGAUUCUUAGAAGAUCAUGUCCCUCCAUCAGUCAGCCAAGAAACAGACGAAAGUAGCGGUGUUUUCGCAUACACGCCAAGCGAGAGCGGGUCGAUGCAAGAACAGGCCUUCUAGCAAGCAAGCGGUAGGCGAAAGAGGAAUUUAAAUUUUAAAGCGAUUUUACUACUGCCUCUUCCGCGUGGAGAAUUCGGGCUUCUCAAUUGCCGCAUUCCCAACUAAUCGAUCAAUUCAUCCAAUCGGAUUCUCAACGAAUCCUAUCAUACUCAUUCGGGAAAAAUGGAAAUGGAACGCGAUAGGACAGACUGUUUAUACCAGAGAAAAGAUCAAAGCUGGUACUGAUGCUCAACUGGAGAGCGAGAGGGACAGAAACACUGCUAUGCAAUUGGCUAGACGGUUCAUGGAAGAUCAUGUCCCUCCAACAGUCAGCCAAGAAACAGACGAAAGUUGUGAUGUUUUCAUCGACACCUGAACCCAGAGUGGAUCGAUUCAAAGAUCAGCCCUUGUAGCGAGCACGCAGUAGCGGAAAGAGGAAUUCAAAGGGCUUAAUACUGCCUCUUCCAUAGGAGGACAGCGUCCCUUAUUUCCCUUAGUCACAGCUACUCAAUCCUUCAAUCCAUCCCAUCAAAUGCUUCACGAAUCCUAUCACACCUCUAGAAAUCGACAUUACAUCCGAUAGCCAAGUCUCUCUAUGGCAGAGAUGAGGAUUAUUAUUACGGCAUUACUGCGGUCAUUACAGCACCGUAUAGCCGUCGACUGUGUGGCCUGCCCGUGAUGGAAAAAGAAGCGAGCAGGUACACAUCGACCGGACAUCACCUUCUGCUACUUUUGCAGAACGCCAUCCCUCAGAUAUUACGCAGUUCCCAGAGAAAGCCUACCUCACGCUGUUGUCCCCGGCGAUGGCCCUCCCUCCUGUCAGAUCUGUGAAAGUCUUACCUACCUUUAGCGUCCAUCAUUUUCGCUUGUACAUUCAUCUUCUUCGCUCUUUAGCGAAUAGCCGGUUUUGGGUUCAAACAACCAAUGCCACCCCAACUCCCCCCCCCCCUUCCCUGCUCACCCACGCAUUCAUAAUGAUACCUUUCGGCCUACAGUCUUUGUCAACUUCACACAUGCCCAACUGCAUGCGUGCUCACGGGGAUCCAUCUCCCUUUUCCAUGCCCAAAAAAGAGGAAUCGGCUGGCCUCCAAAUUCAUUUCGCAAACAACUGCCAAGAACUGUAGUCGUAAUCGCAUCCAUUACUUAUUUUAUUUGUUUCCCUUUCUUAGUUGAUGUAUUGAUUUUUCGAUGAGAGAAAGAAUUAGAUUUAGUGUUUGGGUGAUGGGGGUGUAGCUCAGCCGGUAGAGUUCCGCUCCUGCAAGUGUGUCAAGAAGAAUAUGUUGAUUUUGAGGAUGCUCAGUAAUCAGUGACGAUGAUAGCUUGGUCUCGAAAUUAGCGCCUUACAUCAAAGUAGAACGAAACGAUUGCGUCCUUCGGGACAUCCGUUAAAAUUGGAACGAUACAGAGAAGAUUAGCAUGGCCCCUGCGCAAGGAUGACACGCAUAAAUCGAGAAAUGGUCCAAAAAAAAGAACGAAACGAUUGAGAGGAAAGGAAACGAAACGUGACAAGAUGAUGCUCAUAACUUCAUCCUGCCGUAGCAAACUAGCUCCUGCCACAGAAUCUCUCCGGCUACAGAAUCUGUUCACGACCUCCCGACUACCGACUCCUGGACACGCCUCUCCCAAUCUGAUCUAUUAGCUGACCCGACAAAUUGUAAUGACUACAGAGAGGAUUAGCAAGGCCCCUGCACAAGGAUGACGCGCAUAAUGAAAUAAAUAAAUGAAUGAUAAAAUAGUUAAAAAUACUACGACAGUACGCUUCUUACCGAGUCCUUCCGCCCGUCAUCUGCUUGACAAUCUUCCUUAGUUAGUGCAUGCAGCAUUGUUCGAGUAAGCAGGGAGAAACUUGCUCAGACAGUCAGACUCCUGGCCGAGCUUAAGUAAGGGAGAGAACUGACUUCUGGCCGGAAGUUGAAGUUGUGAUCGCUGUCGGAGCUAAGAGAGAGGGAAGAAGAGGUAAUUCCCUCCUGACUUUUCCCAAGUGGUGAGCUUGAGAUGCACCAGAUGCUACUCCAACUGUCGCCCAUUGACUGAAGCAAGGAGAGAAGGGACAGCCAGCUAACAAUAACUUUUUCCCAAUUCAUUGUUAUUUUGCUGCAGGAUCACCUACAUAUCUUAUUGGCCAUGAAGAAUACAUAUAUUAUAUCACUUCUUUCUUGUGAAGACUAUAACUUUUCUAAUUCUUCGUUGACCUUGAGUGAAUUUGUGUUUAAGGCCACUUCUGGUCUCUGUGGGUGUUAACCAUCAUCAUCAGAAGCAGCAGCAGCAGCAGAAGCAGCAGAAGCAGCAGAAGCAGCAGCAGCAGAAGCCGCUGCAGCAUGUCAAGUCAAUACUCUCAAGUAAAAGCUGGUAGGUUUUUAAUUGAUCCAACAAUCAGCUAAAAAUAGAAAGAGAUGGAGGAUUGGGAGGAGGAGGAGGUCAGGGAUGAGCAGUGAGUGUCAGGCGGCCGAGAGGCCGUGGAACCAUCGUUUGACCAGCGCGCUCAGAAAUAUAGAAUACCGGUUUUACGGCGUUAACUGUUUUUCAAGCGAAUGGUGGACAAGUCAUGUGGCUGAGCGGUGCGCGCAUGUACCUGUUAAUGAACAGGUCAGAUGGAGACAAUAAGGAGGGGGUAGUGGUAAACCCCCCUUCAGGGGGAGAAAAAAGGGGGGAAAAAGAAGAAAGGAGGAAUUAUUGACAGGCAAAGUGAUGUCUGUCUAUGUGGUGUAGGGAGGAUUGUCCAUUGUUAUAUUUUCUCUUGUGGUCGAUCGACUCUUCUUUCAGAACCGAUGCAGAGCAGUCGACAUGCAGUUCAAUCCACUUAGACUAGCAGGAUCAGAUCAGAACACCAAGGAAUAGUUAACAGAAUCGGUGCUUAGGAAUAGAAUUAGCUAUAAGCGAGGGAUUCGCACCCUCAGGAAUGCUACAAUGUCAUAGGACUGCUGUUUUUUUACGAUAUCUAUUAUAUUGCUCCAACAGAAUGGCCGAAAUUGCAGUUCUCUGCUUGACAAUAGAAGGAAGGGAGGGAAGGAGGGAAAGCAGUUUUGCACUUGGGGGAGAGAGAGAGAGGGAGGGGGGGGGGGGGGGGAGGAGGGGGGGGGGGGGGAGGGAAGAGAGAGAGAGAGAGAGAGAGAGAGAGAGAGAGAGAGAGAGNAGAGAGAGAGAGAGAGAGAGAGAGAGAGAGAGAGAGAGAGAGAGAGAGAGAGAGAGUAACGGCCUCCGAGACAGUCUGAAAUUGUGGACAAAGAAAUGCCACCCACACAUAACUCGACAGGAACGUCUCUCAAGCGUAGGGCACUGGACUAGCUAGGGUGCGAUAGAAGCUUGUUUAUGAUGCCUAAAGCUGCCAGCAGCAAUGGCAUCGGAGUGGCGAUUCUAUAGUCAAUUUAUGACUACCAUGAAUAUGACUCUUUCGUCAUAUUUCUGUUGUUUCAACUUGUUUGGUCAUUAGGUCCUACCAUGGUCGGAUGCUAUAGUCAUUCUAUUGCCAUUCAAUAGCCUUCCUAUGGCCUUCCCUGUUCGUUGGUUACCUCUAGUCGGUCAAAGCCAUUCUAUAGCUCUUCCUGUUCUUUUGUUAUCUUUAGUCGUCCUGUAUCCUUUCUAUAGACAUUUCAGUUCCUUAGCUCCUGUCACGUACCACACCCCAAUUGUCUCAGUUUAUUGGGUGUUGCGCUAUCAAUUCCCUCUAAUUCUAUGGUACCCUAUAUAGCCAGAAGGAGCCGAAGCGCUUGUUUUUUCCCUUUUUUUCUUUGUUGCUUUCCAAUGACCGGACUUGAAAAAUCCCACUAUUGUUAUUUAUUGUCACAACCUCACUUUGUCAGGAUUCCGUAAUUUAUGCCAUCUCCUGGUGCAUUCCUUGUAUGUAGUCGCCAUCUCUCGGCCGCGGCGGGCAGUUGCAGGACUGGAAUGUUCUGAGGAAGCAGAAAAGAGGUUUAUUAUCUGUUUACUAAUUUUACUUAGUAUUAUUAAAAGAGUAGGACAGCAGGACAGCAGGACAGCAGGACAGAAGGACAGAAGGACAGCAGGCAGGGGAGUUUUUUGGGCUCUGGAGAGGUGGUGUUUGAAGGAACGUUGUGAUACGUAUCUGCCAACUGCGGGGUUUUCGUCAGUUAUGGGAUAAGCAUUACAAUUUGCUUUC
Molecule: messenger RNA, 6780 nt
Organism: Chara braunii
Lineage: Eukaryota; Viridiplantae; Streptophyta; Charophyceae; Charales; Characeae
Source: the annotation of a GenBank genome assembly